Messenger RNA from Fragaria vesca subsp. vesca, 1446 nucleotides. RefSeq names its product UDP-glycosyltransferase 85A2-like. The record is from RefSeq and is a predicted model, not a curated record. NCBI's taxonomy places the organism in Eukaryota, Viridiplantae, Streptophyta, Magnoliopsida, Rosales, Rosaceae. The transcript has 3 exons. Bases 1 to 1446 code for a protein of 481 amino acids. Gene Ontology annotation, molecular function: UDP-glycosyltransferase activity.
AUGAGUUCCAUGGAAGUAAGCAAAAAGCCUCAUGCUGUAUGUAUUCCACUCCCCAUGCAAAGCCAUAUAAAGGCAAUGCUUAAACUAGCCAAACUCCUCCACCAUAGAGGUUUUCACAUAACCUUCGUCAACACAGAGUUCAACCACAAGCGAUUUCUUAAAUCUCUUGGACCAAACUCCCUUGAUGGCUUGUCUGAUUUUCACUUUAAAACUAUCCCAGAUGGCCUUCCCAGUUCUGAUGAAGAUGACACCCAAGACCUCAUCUUGCUUUGUGAUUCUAUUCGAAAGAAUUGCUUGGCUCCAUUUUGUGAUCUCCUGAACAAAAUCAAUGAGUCAGCGACUCCCAACAAUCCUCCGGUGACUAGUAUUGUCUCAGAUGGUUUCAUGACAUUCACCAUCACAGCUGCUGAAGAACUUGGAAUCCCUGUUGCACUGUUCUUAUCAAUUGCUGCAUGCGGUUUCUUGGGGUCCAAACAAUAUUCCGUUUUGAAGGAGAAAGGACUUGCUCCACUGAAAGAUGAGAGCUGUUUCACAGAUGGCUUCUUGGACAAGGUUGUAGAUUGGGUUCCAGGAAUGAAAGGUCUCCGUUUAAGGGAUCUCCCAGGCUGCUUUCGAACUACAGAUCCAGAUGACAUCUUCUUCAACUUCUCCAUCGAAGCAAUGGAUAGUGUUCACAAAGCUUCAGCAGUAGUUGUACACACUUUUGAUGCAUUGGAGCCGGAUGUUUUGUAUGCUCUCUCCUCUACACCUCCACCAGUUUAUGCCAUUGGGCCUCUCCAAUUACUACUCAAUCAAGUACCAGACCCUCUCAAAUCUGGAGGGUACAGCCUUUGGAAAGAAGAAACUGACUGCCUCCAGUGGCUAAAUUCCAAGGCGCCAAAUUCAGUCAUCUAUGUCAACUUUGGUAGUUUAGCUGUCAUUACACCUGAACAUCUUCUCGAGUUUGGUUGGGGACUCGCAAAUAGCAAGCUGCCCUUCUUCUGGGUAAUAAGACCUGAUCUAGUACACGGCGAGUCAGCGAUUUUGCCACCUGAGUUUGUAGCUGAGAUUAAGGGUAGAAGUCUAAUUGCAAAUUGGUGUCCACAAGAGCAAGUGCUUAAUCACCCAUCAGUUGGAGGUUUUCUAACACAUAGCGGGUGGAAUUCAACCAUUGAGAGUCUGUCCGCAGGUGUGCCUUUGCUAUGUUGGCCAAUCCUCGCCGAGCAGAUGACAAACUGUUACUAUACUUGCAAUGACUGGGGCAGUGGCAUGGAGAUUGACAACAAUGUCAAGAGAGACAAUGUAGAAAAGCUUGUGAGAGAGUUAAUGGAGGGAGAGAAGGGUAAGAAAAUCAAAGAGAAGGCCAUGGAGUGGAAGAAACUUGCAGAAGAAGCCACUUCUCCACAUGGUUCUUCAUCAACAAACUUAGACAAUUUAGUGAAACAAGUGUUAGUAACAAAAACCUAG